AUGGACGCAGCUGCAGUGGUGACUCUUCUGGCACUGAUUUUGGCGAUGGCUGGCGUCAGUCAGGCUCUUCACAUCCAAGGCGGUCUGGACAAAAAUGACAUCUUGCCUGGCAGCUCAGAGGAGAGCAUGCAUGACCACCUGUUGGGGCUGGAGACUGAAAACAGAGACAACAAUGCUGAUGGUCACCUGCUGACUUUUUUGCUGAGAGCCCUGCUGCAGGGAGCUCAGAGAGAAACCAGGGAGUCUGUCCUCCAUCAGCCACAGAGGUUUGGCCGCAACUCCAGAGGGCAGGUGGUGCUGGAGGAUCAGAUGCAUUCCCGUGACUGGGAGGCUGCCCCUGGUCAGAUCUGGAGUAUGGCUGUGCCCCAGAGAUUUGGCAAGAAAUAAUGUUGCAGCCAGAGCCACACAGUGUUGUCCUGUUACAAGGUCAAGCAGUGGGGAGUCACAGAGAGACUAAAUUUUCUUCCACUCUAAGUUCCAGCCCAUUAGGCUUGACAUAACACCUGGUGUCCAGUGAAAGAUGAUACAAGCUUUUACAUUAUUAUUAUUAUUUUCUUUGAAUUUCCAACACUGCAUGUUGACAGAUGCCUAUUUGUUUUUUUUUUUGAGCAGGCCUUGAUUGUUUGGAUUGGCUUGUAAUUAAACACUAAAUAUGUUUG
Molecule: messenger RNA, 659 nt
Organism: Archocentrus centrarchus (flier cichlid)
Lineage: Eukaryota; Metazoa; Chordata; Actinopteri; Cichliformes; Cichlidae
Gene: npffl
Product: neuropeptide FF-amide peptide precursor like
Exons: 3
Coding region: 1-387 (128 amino acids)
Molecular function (GO): neuropeptide hormone activity
Source: RefSeq, a predicted model, not a curated record